AUGGGAGUUGCAUCACUUUGGAAGCUUGUUGAUGCAGCAGCAAAGCUUUGGUCAUUGCUGCAGUUUGCAGUUGCUGAAGGCUUUGACACCAACCGACAUGGUACCCACACGAUCGUUGUGGGCAUCAAUGCAAGUAUCUGGCUCAAUGAGGCCCAAUUCACUCACACCAAAGGCGGUUGCUGGUAUCAGUGA
Molecule: messenger RNA, 192 nt
Organism: Laccaria bicolor S238N-H82
Lineage: Eukaryota; Fungi; Basidiomycota; Agaricomycetes; Agaricales; Hydnangiaceae
Exons: 3
Coding region: 1-192 (63 amino acids)
Source: RefSeq, a predicted model, not a curated record